UUAACCAAUGAAAAUCAAAUCAUAACAUGAAUGGCAGCGGUGAGCAUCUCUCCAGCUCUCCACCUCCUGCCUCUCAUCCUCCUGUUUCUCCUUGCCACCAAUGAGGGUGCCACAUUAAACAUCACCAACCAAUGCUCCUACACCGUGUGGCCGGCCAUUGUGCCGAUGGGCGGCGGCAUGCAGCUUGAUCCGGGCAAGUGGUGGAUAUUGGACAUGCCUGCUGGCACUGCUGCUGGUUGUGUGUGGGCGCGAACGGGCUGCAUAUUUGAUGCCAAAGGAAACGGCUCGUGCCAAACGGGCGACUGUGGCGGCAUGCUUGCUUGUGCGAGGAACGGUCAGCCACCCAACACGGUGGCUGAGUUUGCACUCGGCCGGUUCAACAACACGGAUGUCUUCAACAUCUCCCUCGUCCUCGGCUUCAACGUGCCCAUGGAAUUUCUACCGAUGCCAGCCCAGGGAGGGCCAGACUGCAACAAGGGGAUACACUGCAACUACCCCAUGGAUUAUUCCUCGAGCACUUUGACUUGCCCGACAGGCACUAACUACCAGGUCGUUUUCUGUCCCUCAACUUCAGGGAAGUGGCGCAGGGAGAUGGCUGAGGAAGAGCUCGGGGAGCUCCAAGGAACACCAAUGAGGUUCACAUUUCAACAAUUAAAUGUAGCAACCGAGCAAUUCAUACACAAGCUUGGAGAAGGAGGAUUUGGACCUGUUUUCAAGGGACAGUUUGGUGAGGACAUAAUUGCAGUGAAGUGUCUGGAUCAAACUGGUCAGGGAAAUACAGAAUUUCUGGCAGAAAUUCAAACAAUUGGUAGCAUACAUCAUAUCAAUCUUGUGAGACUGAUUGGUUUCUGUGCAGAGAAAUCAUACAAACUCUUGGUGUAUGAGUAUAUGCCCAAAGGAUCCUUGGACAGGUGGAUUUAUUCUCGAGGUGAUAAUACUACUCCUCGGCUAGAUUGGAGGAUGCGGCACAAAAUUAUUAUUCAGAUAGCUAAGGCCCUCUCUUAUCUCCAUGAGGAGUGCAUGGACAUAAUUGCUCAUUUGGAUGUCAAACCACAAAAUAUCCUAUUAGAUGAUGAUUUCAAUGCUAAACUUUCUGAUUUUGGAUUGUGUAAGCUUAUAAAUAGGGAUAAGAGCCAAGUGAUUACUAGAAUGAGAGGCACACGAGGAUAUUUGGCUCCUGAAUGGUUGACAAUGCAAAUCUCAGAAAAAGCCGACGUAUACAGCUUUGGCAUUGUGAUCAUGGAAAUCGUCAGUGGAAGAAAGAACCUUGACACUUCCCUGUUUGAAGAGAGCAUGCAUCUUAUUACCCUAUUGCAAGAGAAGGUGAAGUGUGAUUGUUUGGUAGAUUUGAUUGAUAAGCACAAUGCUACCAUGCAAGUACACAAGGAAGAAGUAAUUCAGAUGAUGAAGCUCGCAAUGUGGUGCUUGCAAAUUGAUUUUAAAAAAAGGCCUAAAAUGUCUCAAGUCGUCGAAGUCUUGGAAGGUACCAUGAAUGCAGAUACCAAUAUAGACCAUAACUUCGUUGCAACAAGUCCAGCAAGCUAUGGUAUUGCUGGAAAUGUGAUGUUCUCAAGUCCACCCCUAGCCUCCGGCUUAUCUGGCCCUAGGUAAAAGAGGGGGCGGGGACAAAGAGGAUAGAGAAUUAAUAUGUGCAAGGAAAUUUUAAGCGCUGGAGUUAGGCAAGCGUUUUGCGUUUUGUAUGGACUCCAUACAGGGCAGUGAACACGGGUUACUCAGAACUGAUUUUUGAAGCAUACAAGGCAUCUAUCAGCCUAUAACAGCAGUUUUCAAGGAAAAGUAGCAGGCAUGCAUAAUUGUAUAUUCAUAUUACUAAAAUAUACUAUUGUAGUCUUGUAAGACAGACAUGUAAUGCUUCAUUUUCAAGUAAGAAUUUGCAUUAAUA
This is a messenger RNA of Triticum urartu, 1903 nucleotides long. Its product is annotated as G-type lectin S-receptor-like serine/threonine-protein kinase SD2-5. NCBI's taxonomy places the organism in Eukaryota, Viridiplantae, Streptophyta, Magnoliopsida, Poales, Poaceae. Gene Ontology annotation, biological process: protein phosphorylation. The record is from RefSeq and is a predicted model, not a curated record. Gene Ontology annotation, molecular function: ATP binding; protein kinase activity.